Molecule: messenger RNA, 1149 nt
Organism: Ostreococcus tauri
Lineage: Eukaryota; Viridiplantae; Chlorophyta; Mamiellophyceae; Mamiellales; Bathycoccaceae
Product: Amidohydrolase 1
Exons: 1
Coding region: 1-1149 (382 amino acids)
Biological process (GO): pyrimidine nucleotide biosynthetic process; 'de novo' pyrimidine nucleobase biosynthetic process
Cellular component (GO): cytoplasm; cytosol
Molecular function (GO): dihydroorotase activity
Source: RefSeq, a predicted model, not a curated record
AUGCCCGCCUCAAUCGUCGCUCGCGUCGUCGUCACGCGCGCGUGCGCCCGCGCGCGCGUUCGUCGUCGAACCGCGGUGACAACGCGCUGCUCGAGCUCUGGGUCUCUGGUCCUCGCGCGCCCCGACGACUGGCACGUGCACCUGCGAGAUCCCUCGAGGCUCGCGGACGUCGUCCCGCACACCUCGAACGUGUUCAAGCGCGCGCUGGUGAUGCCGAACCUCACGCCGCCGAUUCGCACGGCGAAAGAAGCGAAGGAGUACAGAGACCUGAUUCAAGCGGCGGCGACGGCGGGCGCGCGCGAGGCGAGCGGCGAACCGUUCGAGGCGCAGAUGUCGCUGUAUCUGACAGAUAAUACCACAGAGGGGAUGGUGGAAGAGGCUGCGGCGAGCGGGAUCGUUCGAGGGUACAAGUUGUACCCGGCGGGGGCGACGACGAACAGCGAGUUCGGCGUCACGGAUGUGAAGAAGACUGAAAAAGCCCUGAGGAAGAUGGCCGAGCUCGGAUUGACGCUGCAGGUGCACGGAGAGGUGACGCACGCAGAUGUAGAUGUGUUCGAUCGCGAGGCGAAGUUCAUCAAGGAGGUUCUGAUCCCUCUGCUCGAUAGCGCGCCAGAGCUCCGAGUGGUCAUGGAACACAUCACGACGAGACAAGCAGCGGAGUUCGUUGCAGCGGCUCCGGAUAACGUGGGGGCGACGAUCACGCCGCAGCACAUUCUUUUCAAUCGCAACGCUCUGUUCAAGGGCGGACUGCGGCCGCACUUUUACUGCCUUCCCGUGCUCAAGCGAGAGGAGCAUCGCGAGGCGUGCCUGGCAGCGGCGACGAGUGGGAGCAAAAAAUUCUUUUUGGGCACGGACAGCGCACCGCACCCGAGAGGUGCGAAGGAGUCCGCGUGCGGGUGCGCAGGUAUCUUCUCCGCGCAUGCCGCGCUGCCGCUGUACGCUAUGGCAUUCGAGUCCGUCAGUGCCCUGGAUAAGCUCGAGGCGUUCGCGUCGCACAAUGGCGCCGACUUUUAUCGCGUUCCGCGAAACACCGAAAAGGUGACGCUCGUGAAGAAGCCGUGGAUGGUUCCGAACGAGUACAACUUCGGCGACACUAUCGUGGUGCCGUUCUAUGCCGGGGAGGAGAUUCCAUGGACGGUAGAGAUGUGA